Messenger RNA from Loxodonta africana (African savanna elephant), 4746 nucleotides. RefSeq names its product laminin subunit gamma 3 (gene LAMC3). Gene Ontology annotation, cellular component: basement membrane. The coding region runs from base 1 to 4746 and encodes 1581 amino acids. Gene Ontology annotation, biological process: substrate adhesion-dependent cell spreading; animal organ morphogenesis; tissue development. Lineage: Eukaryota; Metazoa; Chordata; Mammalia; Proboscidea; Elephantidae. The transcript is spliced from 28 exons. The record is from RefSeq and is a predicted model, not a curated record.
AUGAGGGCGGUCACGCUCCUGCUCGGCCUGGCGCUGCUGGCUCCACCGGCUGCUGGCGCCGGCAUGGGUGCGUGUUACGACGGCCAGGGGCGCCCGCAGCGCUGCCUGCCAGUGUUCGAGAACGCGGCUUUUGGCAGGAGCGCGGAAGCCUCACACACGUGCGGCCACCCUCCGGAGGACUUCUGCCCGCACGUGGGAGCGCCGGGCGCUGCGGCUCAGUGCCAGCGCUGUGACGCCGCAGACCCUGAUCGCCACCACAACGCCUCCUACCUCACCGACUUCCACAGCCAGGAUGAGAGCACCUGGUGGCAGAGCCCGUCCAUGGUUUUUGGCGUGCAGUACCCCACUUCGGUCAACAUUACCCUCCGCCUGGGGAAGGCUUAUGAAAUCACUUAUGUGAGGCUGAAGUUCCACACCAGUCGCCCUGAGAGCUUUGCCAUUUACAAGCGCAGCCGUGCCGGUGGCCCGUGGGAGCCCUACCAGUACUAUAGCGCCUCCUGCGAGAAGACCUACGGCAGGCCCGAGAGGCUGUACCUGCGCCCCGGCGAGGACGAGCAUGUGGCCUUCUGCACCUCCGAGUUCAGUGACAUCUCCCCGCUGAGUGGAGGCAACGUGGCCUUCUCUACCCUGGAGGGACGGCCCAGCGCCUACAACUUCGAGGAGAGCCCCGUGCUGCAGGACUGGGUCACCAGCACUGAGCUCCUCAUCUCCCUAGACCGGCUCAACACAUUUGGGGACGACAUCUUCAAGGACCCCAAAGUGCUCCAGUCCUACUACUAUGCCGUGUCCGACUUCUCCGUGGGCGGCAGGUGCAAGUGUAAUGGGCAUGCCAGCGAGUGUGGCCCCAGUGAGGAAGGCCAGCUAGUCUGCCGGUGCGAGCACAACACCACCGGCCCAGACUGUGAGCGCUGCCUGCCCUUCUUCCAGGACCGCCCGUGGGCCCGAGGUGCGGCCGAGGCUGCCAACGAAUGUCUGCCCUGCAACUGCAGCGGCCGCUCAGAGGAAUGCACCUUUGACCCGGAACUCUUCCGCAGCACAGGGCAUGGCGGGCGCUGCCAUCACUGCCGCGACCACACUGCCGGGCCACACUGCGAGCGCUGCCAGGAGAACUUCUAUCGCUGGGACACACAGAUGGCAUGCCAGCCCUGUGACUGCCACCUGGCAGGCUCCCUGCACCUCCAGUGUGAUGGCUCGGGCGCCUGCACCUGCAAACCUACUGUGACGGGCUGGAAGUGUGACCGCUGCCUGCCCGGGUUCCACUCACUCAGCGAGGGAGGCUGCAGACCCUGCACCUGCAAUCUUGCUGGCAGCCUGGGUACCUGUGACCCCCGCGGUGGACACUGCCCCUGCAAAGAGAAUGUGGAAGGCAACCUGUGUGACAGAUGCCGCCCAGGGACGUUUAACCUGCAGCCACACAACCCAGCUGGGUGCAGCAGUUGCUUCUGCUACGGCCACUCCAAGGUGUGUGCAGCCGCCACCCAGUUCCGAGAGCACCACGUCCUCUCCGACUUCCGCCAGGGAGCCGAGGGCUGGGGAGCCAGAAACGCGGGGGGCCUGGAGUACCCUGCACGAUGGACCCCGAGGGGGAUCAUCCUGAGCCCAGAAUCCGGGGAGGAGCUCACAGCACCAGAGAAGUUCCUGGGAGACCAGCGGUUCAGCUACGGGCAGCUCCUCACAGUGAUUUUCAGGGUGCCCCCUGGGCACUCCCUACUCCCCAUGCAACUGUGGCUGGAAGGGGCAGGAUUGGCCUUGUCUCUGCGGCACUUCAGCCUGUCCAGCCCCCAGGAUACUGGGCAGCCCAGGGAGGUGCAGCUUAGGUUCCAGCUGCAGGAAACCUCUGAGGACGCAAACCCUCUGCUGCCCGCCUUCCACUUUCAGCGGCUCCUCGCCAAUCUCACUGCUCUGCGCAUCCAGGCCAGCAGCCAAAGCUCAAACCCUCCCGGUCCUCCCCCUGCAGGCCAAGUGGUCCUGACUGAGGUCCGGCUCACGUCAGCCCAGCAGGGACGUUUCCCCCCAGCCUCCUGGGUGGAGACUUGCUCAUGUCCCAUGGGGUAUGUGGGCCAGUUCUGUGAAUCUUGUGCUCCAGGAUACAAGAGAGAGACACCAAUGGGGGGUCCCUAUUCCAACUGUGUCCCCUGUACCUGCAACCAGCAUGGUACCUGUGACCCCAACACAGGGACCUGCUUGUGUGGCCACCACACUGAGGGCCCAUCCUGUGAGCGCUGCCUGCCAGGUUUCUAUGGCAACCCCUUCACAGGCCAAGCCGACGAUUGCCAGCCCUGUCCGUGCCCUGGGCAGUCGGCCUGUGCGACCAUCCCAGAGAGCAGGGAGGUGGUGUGUACCCACUGCCCCCCAGGCCAGAGAGGGCGCCGCUGUGAGGUCUGUGAUGAUGGCUUUUUUGGGGACCCACUGGGGCUCUCUGGGCCCCCCAAGCCCUGCCAGCAGUGCCAGUGCAGCGAGAACAUAGACCCCAACGCCGUGGGCAAUUGUGACCCCCUGUCUGGCCGCUGUCUGCGCUGCCUCCACAACACGACAGGGGCACACUGUGAGCACUGUCAAGAGGGCUUCUACGGGAGCGCCCUGGCCCCUCGGCCUGCAGACAAGUGUGUGCCCUGUAGCUGCACCCUGGGGGGCUCGGUCAGUGAGCAGCCACCCUGCGACCCAGUGACCGGCCAGUGCUCUUGCCUGCCUCAUGUGACUGGACGGGAUUGCAGCCACUGCAGCCCUGGCUUCUAUGACCUUCAGCCCAGGAGGGGCUGCCGGAGCUGCAAGUGCCACCCGCUGGGCUCCCAGGAGGACCAGUGCCACCCAAAGACUGGGCAGUGUCCGUGCCGACCAGGCGUGGGGGGCCAGGCCUGUGACAUAUGCCAGCAGGGUUUCUUCGGCUUCUCCGCCAAGGGCUGCCGGGCCUGCAAGUGCUCCCCGCUGGGCGCUGCCUCCAUCCAGUGCUAUGAGAACAGCACGUGUGUGUGCAGGCCUGGCUUCGUAGGCUACAAGUGUGACCGCUGCCAGGACAACUUCUUCCUCACGGGCGGUGGCUUGCACUGCCAGGAGUGCCCGUCCUGCUACAUCCUGGUGAAGGAGGAGGCUGCCAAGCUGAAGGCCAGGCUGACCCUGAUGGAGGGGUGGCUGCAGGGGCCAAGCUGUGGCAUCCCUUGGGAACCACUGGAUGUUCUUCAGGGAGAGGCCCCACAGGGAGAUGUCUACCAGGGCCACCACCUGGUGCAAGGGUCCCGGGAAGCCUUUCUGGAGCAGAUGACAGACCUCAAGGGUUCUGUGAAGGCUGCCCGGGAGCAGCUGCAGGUGCUGAGCAGGAGUGCCUGCUGUGCCCAGGCCAGAGCUGAGAAGACCUGCGUCCAGCUGGCCGAUCUUGCAGCGGUGCUGGAGUCCUCGGAGGAGGAGAUUCUGCACGCAGCCACCGUUCUCUCAUCUCUGGUGAUUCCUCAGGAAGGGCCCGGUCAGCUUACCAACUGGAGCCAGCUGGCCACAGAGGCCCGAGCUCUAGCCAGGAGCCACUGGGACACCGCCAUCAAGAUCAAGGCCACUGCUCAAAGGGCCCUGCUUGCCUCCAACACCAGUUACACGCUCCUCUGGAAUCUGGUGGAGGGUAGAAUGGCCAUGGAGACUCAGCGGGAACUGGAGGACAGGUACCAGGAGGUCCAGGGAGCCCAGAACGCACUGGGCACAGCUGUGGCAGAGGUGCUGCCUGAAGCCAAGGAGGUGCUGGCCUCCGUGCGGCAAGUCAGCACAGACGGAGCCCUGAGCCUGGUCUCGCUGUCUGCCUCGGGGACACUGCCUCAGAAGCCCCUGGCCCAUGACCUGGGCCUGAAGGUGCAGACCCUGGAGAACACAGUUACAGCCAGAGAGCGUGUGACCACCAAAGCUGUCCAAGACCUCCAAGCCACUGCCCAGGAGGCGCUGCAGAAGACAGAACCCCUCACACAGCUGUACCAGGAGGCCAGAGCUGCCCUGACGCGGGCUUCCUCAUCUGUCCAGGCUGCCACAGUGACCGUCAUGGGAGCCAGGACACUGCUGGCUGACCUGGAAGAAAUGAAGCUGCAGUUUCCUCAGCCCAAGGACCAGGCCACACUGAGGAGGAAGGCAGGCAUCAUCCAGGACCGGCUCCUUGCAGACACGAAGAAGAAGACCAAGCAGGUGGAGAGGAUGCUGGGAAAUGCGGCAUCUGUCUCCUCUACUGCCAAGAAGAAGGGCAGAGAAGCAGAGCUGUUGGCUAAGGACAGUGCUAAGCUUGCCAAGGCUUUGCUGAGGAAAGGGAAACAGGAGCGGCGUCGUGCCAGCCAGCUGACCAGCCAGACAAAGGCAACGCUCUGCCAGGCCUCCCAGCAGGCGCUGGCCUCUGGAGCGCGCCGACAGGAGCUUGAGGAAGCUAAGUGGGUGGGUGCCGGGCUGAGCGAGCUGGCGUGGCAGAUCCGGGAGUCGCGCAUAUCCCUGGAAAUGGACAUGAAGGCUUUGUCGGAGCUACUUGCCAGGCUGGGGUCAUUGGACACCCACCGAGCCCCAGCCCAGGCCCUGAAUGAGACCCAGCAAGCCCUGGAGCACCUGAGGCUUCAGCUGGGCUCACUAGGGGCCCUGCAGGGGAAACUGAGGCUUUUGGAGCAGGAGUCUGAGCAGCAGGAGCUGCAGAUCCAGGACUUUGAAAGUGACCUUGCUGAGAUCCGUGCUGACAAGCAGAACUUGGAAGCCAUCCUGCACAGCCUGCCUGAGGGCUGUGCCAGCUGGCAGUGA